GUUCUUUUCCGACUGCCAAUUAUCGUGGACCUUCGCUUUAAACUUCCUGGCAAAGUUCGUGGGACUACUUCAGCGGUUUGUUGAGGAAAGGCAUAAACGCUUUAUAUCUAGCUUCAUAUAGCGUUAAUAUGCAGCGCAACAUUAAAGGCUAUACACGGCAGUUACAACCACAGCAGCCAUCCCGGAAUGAGGAGCCUACAGCAACGAAAUCCAACGGCGGGCGCGGCAGCAGCCUCUUAAACCUGCUUGGGCAUAACCGCACUCGCAAACCCUCGACCGAGACAGCGGCGACAGCAGAUGAAGGGCGAGCCCCACGCGCUCCAGCGGAGGGUGCUCCUACUACCGGCAGCAUCUCACACACCAUCCUUCGGAUAGUCGACGUGAUAAGCAGGAAGCAAGACCAGCCGCCAGGACCCCAGCAUCCGACACGGCCAGAGUCGCAGCCGCAGCCUACCCCUCCUGCCAAUUUGCAACGGCUGCAAUGCCCACAGCCGCAACCCCAACCCCAAUUCCACCAGUACUCCCGCCAGGACGCCCACAGAAACCAGGCCGACGAGAACCACCCAGCUGCCGUACGGCAGCCGUCCUGGGAACAACCCCCACCCGGACAGCCAGGAAGGCCCUACAACCACCAACCGCCACAAAACCAGCACUUCCACCAGGGAGGACAACAGCAGCAAUGCCAGAAGCAACAGCACUACCAGCAAGGUGGGCGGCAGCAGCGCUGCCAGCAGCAGGACGCCCAACCCCGCAGAGGAGAAGCCUACCAGCAACCGCUGCAACAACGGCAACAACACCCGCAACAGGAGUACCGCCAGCAGCAGCUGAGCCGGCCCCCUGGGUCUGCUUCCCUCGGCCAUCCCUUCCAUGACCCGCAGCAGUGCCCACCCUCCUCUGACUACCAGCACGUCCACCAACGACACCCACCACAACUACCACAACAGCAGCAACAGCUGCCGCACUACCAUCAAACCAAUCACCAGCACCCGUACCACUGCCAUCAGCAGCACCAGGGCUCAUGGUACCAGCAGCCGCCUCCUCCACCCAACGUGCCCCGCUCCACCGCCCAGCCCUGGCCCUCUCGCCACUCCGCUGCUCCCUCCAAUGCCCCCUCCACUUCCUCCUCCUCCCUCCAACCCUACUCCGGAGCGAAGCACGCUCCUGCUGCCCACACCGCGUACAGCAGGGGCGGCGGCGGUGGCGGUGACCCUGCGGCUGAUGACGAUGACGGCACGGUGCUUGUGUUGGGCGAGGGCAGCAAGCGCGCCGCCGCCAAGCGUGCCGGGCUGGACGGGGAGCGGUUGCGGGAGUUGCGGGCGGUGCGGGCGCGGUUGGCGGGGCCGGGUGGCGGCGGGGAGCGGCGGUUCAACCACUGGGACGACGGGGGCGGCAGCUGG
Messenger RNA from Astrephomene gubernaculifera, 1397 nucleotides. The record is from the annotation of a GenBank genome assembly. NCBI's taxonomy places the organism in Eukaryota, Viridiplantae, Chlorophyta, Chlorophyceae, Chlamydomonadales, Astrephomenaceae.